Messenger RNA from Rotaria sp. Silwood2, 399 nucleotides. NCBI's taxonomy places the organism in Eukaryota, Metazoa, Rotifera, Eurotatoria, Philodinida, Philodinidae. The record is from the annotation of a GenBank genome assembly.
AUGGUUACAUUUAUAACAAAUACAAGUCCAGUAGCUAUCAAUAGUGGUGGUUUUAAUAGCGAUAAUCAUCCAGAUAUUGUCGUUUCAAGUUUGAGUAAUCGUACAAUUACUGUAUUUCUUGAUUAUAGUAACGGUAGUUUCGUAACCAAUCUGACAUUGGCGACUAGUCGUAACCCAUGUUUACUUGUUACCGGUGAUUUUAAUCAUGACAAUCGAACAGAUCUCGUCAUUAAUCAUUCUGGCGACAUUAUUAGUGUAUUUUUUGGUGAUGGAAAUGGUAGUUUUCCAGGAGAAGCAUUUUUUCGAUGGGCUUCACUGCACAAGCAUUCGCUAUUAGUGAUUUUAACUGCGAUAACCAAACAGAUAUCGUUGUCACCAGUUUUUACGGUAACACUGUGA